AUUCGUUGACAAAUGCAUAAUGAGCUCACUCAAAGACGCACGUGAAUCGUAUGGAGAGACAGUGGUGCAAGGUUGUCCUGUAAAAAUGCAAUCGUCGAACCUUACUGCGACUAGCCAAGCACAACAACGUCAUUCGACUAUUAGAGAAUUUCCACAUUGAAGGAUCAACUUACGUAAUGCCACCGCGUAUGACAAUGAAAGAAUCAAUUACACUAGCAUUUGCGUAAAAGAGGCUAGGUUUGCGAAAGUCAAGGGGAGAGAUAGUAGUAUAUGUCGUGGAUCGCUGGCAAUUUGGCGUGAUGUCGAGGUGUUUACGUGAGCUGCACAGGAGCUGCUAGCCCACAGCCACUUAGUCGUGGAUAAAAAUAUACCUACCUCUUUCUUCUCGUCUACAAUGAUCGAUGAUUUUGCUCGAGUCAUCGACAAGGGUGUUGUAUUGAAACGUCUUCUGAUCGCGAGGUUAGUUUGGAUAUAUCAUUUUUGUAAACAUUGACAGCUUCCCAAAAUGCACAGAUAUAUUCCAGUUGUUGAGCAAUUGGCUAUCCAGUUGAAAGAUAAAAACAAUAUACGACAAGUUUACACAACAUGGGAUAAAAGUAGGACUAAAGAGUAUGAAGGGAGAAAACUAGUGGGAUUUUCCAUGGAACAGAUAUUUGAUGUUGUGGCAGACGUUGCGGAUUACAAAAAUUUCUUGCCCUUUUGCAAAAAGUCUGAUGUGAUUGUUAAGAAAGAUGACUUCCUUAAGGCCAAUCUAGUCAUAGGAUUUCCACCUCUAAAAGAAAGCUACGUGUCACACGUUACAAUGAUGUAUCCACAACUUGUUAAAGCAGAAUGUAAGGAUGGAAAGCUGUUCAAUCACUUGAAUACUUUGUGGAUAUUCACACCAGGUUUAAAGAAUAAUCCUCAAACAUGUGUCAUUGAUUUUUCAUUGUCUUUUGAGUUCAAAUCUUGGUUACAUUCUCAUUUGUCAAAUCUUGUUUUUAAUGAAAUUGUUCGACAAAUGGAAAAUGCGUUUAUUGAUGAGGCUAGAAGGCGAUAUGGCAAGCCUUGCAUAAAAACUGUUAGAUUAGAAGGAUGACAUAUUGUGAAAUACUUAGCUGAAUUACCUUUAUAAUAAUUUUUAUUUUGUAAGAUAUUCUUGUAAAAUAUUGGUUCCAUACCGAACGCUUGUACUUUUACCUCAAUGAAGUUUUUGAAUGCGUUAAAAGAGUAAAAAGAAUCUUUAUCUAAAAAAAAUCUGUACAUAAUUUAAUAUGUAACUGUUGUAAAUACAUACGUUUGACUAUAAA
Messenger RNA from Nasonia vitripennis (jewel wasp), 1289 nucleotides. Its product is annotated as coenzyme Q-binding protein COQ10 homolog B, mitochondrial. The coding region runs from base 506 to 1078 and encodes 190 amino acids. Gene Ontology annotation, biological process: cellular respiration; ubiquinone biosynthetic process. Gene Ontology annotation, molecular function: ubiquinone binding. Gene Ontology annotation, cellular component: mitochondrion. The record is from RefSeq and is a predicted model, not a curated record. The transcript is spliced from 4 exons. NCBI's taxonomy places the organism in Eukaryota, Metazoa, Arthropoda, Insecta, Hymenoptera, Pteromalidae.